Molecule: messenger RNA, 2428 nt
Organism: Taeniopygia guttata (zebra finch)
Lineage: Eukaryota; Metazoa; Chordata; Aves; Passeriformes; Estrildidae
Gene: RIT1
Product: Ras like without CAAX 1
Biological process (GO): signal transduction
Cellular component (GO): membrane
Molecular function (GO): GTPase activity; GTP binding
Source: RefSeq, a predicted model, not a curated record
CGGGCGCUGAGGCGGAGGCGCCGCCGCCAUUUUGGUGUCGCUGGAGCGGGGCCGGGGCGGCGGUGAGGGGCCGGCGAUGGAUCCCGGAGCCCGCCCGGGCGGCGGCGGCGGCCCGGGACAGUCCCGGGAGUACAAACUGGUGAUGCUGGGCGCGGGCGGCGUCGGCAAGAGCGCCAUGACCAUGCAGUUCAUCAGUCACCGCUUCCCAGAGGACCACGACCCCACCAUCGAGGACGCCUAUAAAAUCCGGAUUCGCAUCGAUGACGAACCUGCCAACCUGGAUAUUUUGGACACAGCAGGACAGGCAGAAUUCACAGCCAUGAGGGACCAGUACAUGAGGGCUGGCGAGGGUUUCAUCAUCUGCUACUCCAUCACGGACCGGCGCAGCUUCCACGAGGUGCGCGACUUCAAGCAGCUCAUUUACCGCGUGCGCCGCACCGACGACACGCCCGUGGUGCUGGUGGGCAACAAGUCUGACCUGAGCCAGCUGCGCCAGGUGUCCAAGGAGGAAGGCUCUGCCUUGGCCCGGGAGUUCAGCUGCCCCUUCUUCGAGACGUCGGCCGCGUUCCGCUACUACAUCGACGACGUUUUCCACGCGCUGGUGCGCGAGAUCCGCCGCAAGGAGAAGGAGGCUGUGAUGGCCAUGGAGAAGAAAUCCAAGCCCAAAAGCAGCGUCUGGAAAAGACUCAAGUCCCCCUUUAGGAGGAAGAAGGAUUCGGUCACUUGAAGAGAAAAUUCCUUUGCACAACAGGACAAAAGCUGUGACCUUUUGUAGCCAAAGGAGCUCGGUGACAACGCUGAGAGGUGACACCUGAGGGGACUUUGUGAGGGAAUGGCUGCCUCUGCCCGUUGUUUUUGUUUAGAACCAUGUUGCCUUGAUUCUGGGGGUUGAACUUCACACCCAGUGACAGUUGUACUUUGUUUGUUGUCAUUUUUUUUACUGGACCCAGCAGGUUUUGGCCGUGGGUUUGUGGCCUUGCGCUUUGGAGUGUUUGGUCACAGCACUCUGGGAGCUGAACUGUGCAAAGCAUUGCUGCAGUUGGACCCAGCCUCACUGAAUCUGUGUUUUUUCCCAGUUGGAAAAGAGGAUUUUGCUGCUCUCCACAACAACAGCCCACAGUGUGAGAGGCUGAACAGAAUUAUCAUGGCCUUGGAGGUCACCAAAUUUCUUGUGCCCUCAUGGGACAGAUUUCUUUCCAGGAAAACUGAAGUGGAAUAUUUGUGUGCAAGCUCAUCCAAGCGAUCAGUUCACCAGCAGUGAUAGAAACAAGCCAAAAUCACAGAAUAAUUUCAACUGGAAAUUAUUAUUACUGUAGGUGGGACAUAAACAAGCCAGAAUCACAGAAUAAUUUCAACUGGAAAGAAUUCUGAGAUCAGCAAGUCCAACCUGUGAGCCAGCACCACCCUGUGAGCCAGAGCAGAGCAUUCAGUCCUUUAAACACCUCCAAAAUCCUCUGGAUUUUGCUGUUUAACAACAGGACAGAUCACAGCUGGGUAACUCAGCAGCUUUUCUGCACCAAGUGCCUGGAAUGCUUCAUUUUGAAAGAGCUAAUUAGACUGAAGUGAUCUUCCUGAUCACCUCUCAGAUCUGUGCUGCACUGCCAGUGCCACCCAAACUGAAAACCCAGGUGGAAAAGAGAUGGUAAAGGAAGUGAGGAUUAAAAAAAAAAUAUAUAUAUAUGUAAAAAAACCUCCUUAUUACCUAAGACAGGGAUGGAAAUCCUGUGCCUGUUGGUUUGAAGAAUAUUUUCUUUGUGGAAGACUUAAACAGAAGAGAAGUGUGGCAGGGGCUGCAUCUUAUAUUUACUUUGUUUAACAUUUAAAUCGGUUUCCAUUCCUCAUCUCCUCCCAGUGCUGCGCUGCUCUGGCAGCAAUCACACAAUCAAAAAUUGGCUUGGAAGAGGCUGAAGGAAAAUUCAGAUUGUUCAGAAUUUCAGACUCUUCCCCCUUCCUGUGUGAGCAGCCAUCACUGAUGUUCUCAUUUUUGGAUUAAAAGCUGUCUAAAACUCAGAUUAAAAGCCAAAAACUGGAGGAAGAGGAGGAGGAAUGAGCUAAGAAGUGGCUCCAAAGCAUUUUUUAGCUCUGUCAGGUGUUGCAGAGCUGGGGCCUGAUGGUGAUGAUGCAUUUUCCAGUGCUUUUCCUUAAAAUCUCCAUCAGCUCUCAGAGCACAGCAGAGGUGCUGAGUGCUGUACAGGACUAUUUUCACCCCUAAAAAAUGGAAUUUUAGGUGCAGUUUAGGUGUUUACUAAUGCCCUUUGCUUCUAGAAUUUGUAGGGCAGAACAGCAGCCAGCACUUUUUUCACUUUUUUUUUUGUCUUUUUUUUUUUUUAUGCAGUGUUAUUCAAAGAGUUUUAUUUUUCGUCAUGUAUAAAUUUGUACACAGAACAAUCCUUUUAUUUGACACAAUAUAUAUAAUUUUUAAUACAAA